Molecule: messenger RNA, 1937 nt
Organism: Cicer arietinum (chickpea)
Lineage: Eukaryota; Viridiplantae; Streptophyta; Magnoliopsida; Fabales; Fabaceae
Product: lysine histidine transporter-like 8
Source: RefSeq, a predicted model, not a curated record
GUAUUAACAUGAAACUCUAAGUCGUGAAUUUAACUUCAUAUAAGAGUGAGACACAAAGUGAAAAUAGCAUAAUGGAAGAAGUAAUGGAAAUAGUGAAAAAACAGAGUUCACCGGAAGUUUCAAUUUCAACUCCUCCACUUCAAAUUAAUAAUCAGAUACAUUCUCCUAAUUUAAUGAGCUUUCCCAAAAGCCCGUUUGGUUCUCGUUUUAUGAAUACUCCUUUAGCUAGCCCCAUGAAGAAAGCCAUUGAAAACAUUAUUGAAGAAGUUGGUCACUUCACCAAGUUUGACCCACAAGAUGAUUGGCUUCCAAUCACUGCAUGUAGGAAGGGAAACGCUUAUUAUGCUGCGUUUCAUGUGCUUAAUUCUGGAAUUGGAUUUCAAGCACUUGUUCUUCCCUUGGCCUUUACUAGUCUUGGCUGGACUUGGGGGAUAUUAUGUCUAUGUGUAGCUUUCAUAUGGCAGCUAUACACGUUAUGGUUACUGAUUCAGCUUCAUGAAUCGGAUUCAGGGCCACGUCAUAGCAGAUACCUCCAACUUGCUAUGGAAGCAUUUGGAGAAAAGCUAGGAAAAUUACUGGUACUCUUCCCCGUCCAGUAUUUAUCUGGUGGGACAUGUGUGACAUUGAUUAUGAUUGGAGGUGGCACAAUGAAGAUAUUAUUUCAGAUUAUGUGUGGAGAAGCAUCCAGCUUAUACCAACUCAAAACCAUAGAGUGGUAUUUAGUAUUUACUGUGGCUGCCAUUUUGCUUGCUCAGCUUCCAAACCUAAAUUCAAUCGCAGGUGUUUCUCUUAUAGGAGCUAUCACAGCUGUUAGUUAUUGUUCUAUGAUAUGGAUUGUUUCCGUAUUCCAAGGUAGGCUUGCUAAUAUAUCCUAUGAGCCAUCAAUGGGACAAUCACAAGCCACAAGGAUUUUUAGCGUGUUGAAUGCACUUGGUAUCAUUGCCUUAGCUUUUAGAGGUCACAACCUUGUGCUAGAAAUUCAGGGGACCAUAUGUUCCGAUUCUAAGAAUCCAUCACGUUUGGCCAUGUGGAAAGGUGUUAAGUUUGCUUAUCUAGUCAUUGCCUUUUGUUUGUUCCCCAUAGCCAUUGGAGGCUAUUGGGCCUAUGGGAAUUUGAUACCUUCCAACGGAGGAAUGUUGAGUGCUUUGCACAAAUACCAUGAACAUGAUACAUCAAAGUUAAUCAUCGCUUUGACAAGCUUACUGGUUGUCAUCAACAGCCUCAGUUCGUUCCAAAUUUAUGCAAUGCCAAUAUUUGACAAUCUAGAAUUCAGAUACACCAGUACAAGAAACAGACCUUGCCCGAGGUGGCUACGGAUAGUCUUCAGAGGUCUCUUCGGGUGCCUCACAUUAUUUAUCGCCAUAGCGUUACCAUUCUUGCCAAGUUUGGCUGGCCUCAUUGGAGGCGUUGCUCUACCAAUAACAUUAGCUUAUCCCUGUUUCAUGUGGAUACAGAUCAAGAAACCGAAAAAGCAUAGCACAACUUGGUACCUGAACUGGACGCUCGGGGUAAUUGGGAUGAUUCUAAGUGUACUGGUUGUGACAGGAGCCAUUUGGGGAAUAGUAGCACUGGGCAUUCAGAUCCACUUCUUCAAUCCAUAGUAGUAACAUCAAUUUAUACUAUUCUCAAUACUACCCUGUAAGAUUUAAUUUUCUCUCUUGUAACCAAAAUAAAAAUCAUACCCCAGAAGUUGAUUUUCUAGCAUUUGCUUAAGCAGCACACACAUGGGAUGUUACUAGUGAGCCAUUGACCUUUAGAGAUGAAAUUGAUAGAUCAUAGAAUGCUUCACCACUCUAUUCCAAUUGCCCAUCUCAUUAGUGAAUCAUAAGACAACUUUGUGUUCAAUGUGUGGAAAUAGAACAAAGUUAAUAUGAGGAAUGUGCCAAAAAUUAAGCACCUUCUGCAUAAUAUCACACAGCUAAAACUACUUGCAUAUA